Messenger RNA from Trichechus manatus latirostris (Florida manatee), 2499 nucleotides. RefSeq names its product SPT7 like, STAGA complex subunit gamma (gene SUPT7L). Lineage: Eukaryota; Metazoa; Chordata; Mammalia; Sirenia; Trichechidae. The record is from RefSeq and is a predicted model, not a curated record. The coding region runs from base 833 to 2071 and encodes 412 amino acids. Gene Ontology annotation, molecular function: transcription coactivator activity; protein heterodimerization activity. The transcript is spliced from 7 exons. Gene Ontology annotation, cellular component: SAGA complex.
UCGUAAUAAGAGGAGAAACAGAAAAAGAAGUGCUAAGCAGAAUAGGGACAUCUUUAUAAGGUACAACAGGAUAGUAAUAACUUCCUGUGGCAGAACCUGAGUGAAAAGAAGCGCUUCCGGCAGCUUCUGACCAAAUCAACAAACUAGCCUUCCGGGCCUGACAGGACUAUCGCCUCUAGCUUCUCGGAGUCGUAAAUCCGUCGCAACAGUGAAUAGUGGCACCUCCUUGCCUCGGCGCAGGUCCAGACCUCUCCGUCUCCUGGCUGCCCCGGGCAUCAGGCAACCCAAGGAUGCUGUGGUUGUCUCCUGCUGACCGUGACUGAGGAGCCCCGCGGAGGGCCUCGGGCAUUCCUUGUGCUUGGUGCCUGCCCUUCGUCUCUCUUUUCGCGCUUUCGGUGAAGCCUGCGAGCAAGAGCCCUGCUCGCUGACCUGCUAACCUCAAGUUCGCCAGCUCCUGCAGCUAUGUGAAUUGGGAGAAGCCUGUAUCUUGAACCACGGACUUGAGACAUUCCAGCCUGUACAACUGUGACAAGGAUUUUGCAUUAUUGAUCUUUGCCUCCCCACAUAAUGCCUGGCAUUCGAUAAAAGUGUGUUGGACUUGAGGAGACAUAUGGGAAUCUGAAAAGGGAGAACAUCUUUGGUCCCACAGUUUUGCUGACACUGACAUUUUUCUAGGUGAUCUUGAAGGGCCUACUUCCUACGUAAAUAGUUGGCUAGACUUGAUAUUUUUCACUACAGAAGCCUAAAACCUUUGGUUGCCGGAGAUUUAAAAACACCACUCUUAGGAUAUCAUCUACAUUUAACCUGAGAGCUCUUCCCUUCUUAGUCCAGAAUGUUGAGAUAUUGGGGAGAGAUACCAAUCUCAUCAAACCAAACCAAUAGAAGUUCCUUUGAUUUGCUCCCACGGGAGUUCCGUCUGGUGGAAGUCCAUGACCCACCCUUACACCAGCCUUCAGCCAACAAGCCCAGGCCCCCCACUAUGCUGGACAUCCCCUCAGAGCCUUGCAGCCUCACCAUCCAUACCAUUCAGCUGAUCCAGCACAACCGACAUCUGCGCAACCUCAUUGCCACCGCUCAGGCCCAGAAUCAGCAGCAGACAGAAGGUGUAAAGACUGAAGAGAGUGAACCCCUUCCCUCCUGCCCUGGAUCACCUCCUCUCCCUGAUGACCUCCUGCCUUUAGAUUGCAAGAAUCCCAAUGCACCAUUCCAGAUCCGGCACAGUGACCCAGAUAGUGACUUUUAUCGUGGGAAAGGGGAGCCUGUGACUGAACUCAGCUGGCACUCUUGUCGACAGCUCCUCUACCAGGCAGUGGCCACAAUCCUGGCCCACGCAGGCUUUGAGAGUGCUAAUGAAAGUGUCCUGGAGACCCUAACUGAUGUGGCACAUGAGUAUUGCCUUAAGUUUACCAAGUUGCUGCGCUUUGCUGCGGAUCGAGAGGCCCGGCUGGGGCAGACUCCUUUCCCUGACAUUAUGGAGCAGGUAUUCCAUGAAGUGGGCAUUGGCAGUGUGCUUUCCCUCCAGAAGUUCUGGCAGCACCGCAUCAAGGACUAUCACAGUUACAUGCUACAGAUUAGUAAGCAACUUUCUGAAGAGUAUGAAAGGAUUGUCAAUCCUGAGAAGGCCACAGAGGACACGAAACCUGUAAAGAUCAAGGAGGAACCUGUGAGCGACAUCACCUUCCCCGUCAGUGAGGAGCUGGAGGCAGACCUUGCUUCUGGAGAUCAGUCACUGCCCAUGGGGGUCCUUGGGGCUCAGAGUGAGCGUUUCCCGUCUAACCUGGAGGUUGAAGCUUCACCACAGGCUUCAAGUGCGGAGGUAAAUGCAUCCCCCCUUUGGAACCUGGCCCAUGUGAAAAUGGAGCCUCAAGAGAGUGAGGAAGGCAAUGUCUCUGGACAUGGUGUGCUGGGCAGUGAUGUCUUCGAGGAGCCUAUGUCAGGCAUGAGUGAAGCCGGGAUCCCCCAGAGCCCUGAUGACUCAGAUAGCAGCUAUGGUUCUCACUCCACUGAUAGCCUCAUGGGGUCCUCCCCUGUCUUCAACCAGCACUGUAAGAAGAAGAUGAGGAAAAUAUAGAAGAAAAGGAGGGAGAUUUUCUGUAUAAACCUCAUUAAGACCCAACAGGAAACCGUGAUGUAUUAAAAUUUGUCUCCAUAAACAGUGAUUUGACUCUUAAACACAGUGGAAUUUCCUGAUUUCAGUGGUACUGAAUUUAACCAAAUAAGGUUGCAUUUUACUUCUGUGUUAUUUUCGUAGUUUUCCACAGCAAUGAAGCCACCUUUCACAGAACGCAACACUGAGUCGGUACUCAGGAAACCAAAGCACUGCCUUGACUUGUCUUUACUGAUGGACAAGUCACUUUGGUUCUCUAGAGCUAUUUCUCUUGUACAUUUGAGAAGAAUCAAAUCUGUUUUGACCUACCUUGCAGGAAUGUUGUGAGGAUUGAGAUGUUUGCUAAACCUCGAAGCUGUGGUUGAAUUGAAUCACAAGAUAUAUUAUCAGAU